GUCCCUAAGCUUCUUAGAGUUCCCAAGUUCAUUCACCAACAAGCACUUCUUAAAGCACAUUUGUAUCCUAAUAAUAUUAUCACUUUUUAAUUAAUUUCUAUACUAAAAUAACAUGGUUGUAUAUACUGACAAUGAUGAGUACACAUCUCCAAUCUCUCCAACGAGGUUGUUCAAGGCCUUGGUGGUUGAUUCUCACAACCUCAUUCCAAAACUCCUGCCACAGGCUGUCGCCGGCAUCCAGCUCAUUCACGGCGACGGCGGCACUGGAAGCAUAAGGCAGAUUAACUUUCUUGAAGGUGGGGAAGUGAAAAGUGUUAAGAACAGGGUUGAUGAGAUAAACGAGGAGACGUUAACUUACAGUUACACUGCAAUAGAAGGUGAUGCAUUGAAGGACAAGUUUGCAUCAAUUGCUUAUGAGGCUAAGUUUGAGGCAGCACCAAAUGGUGGCAGCAUUAAUAAGAUGACAACAAAGUAUUAUACUAAAGGUGAUGUUGAGAUCACUCAAGACGAAAUUAAGAUUGGGAAGGAGAGGGUAUUGGCCAUUUACAAAGUUGUGGAAGCAUAUCUUCUUCAAAAUCCUCAUGUUUAUGCUUGAUUUUAAUUUAUAGAGAUUAUUAUUAUUAGGUAUAAUUUCUAGUUAAUUAUUAUCAAUAAUAAUAACCCUAUAAGUCUCUUAGGUCUGUUUCAUAGUAAAUGUAAGAGAGUCUGAAAUAUGCUUGCAAUUCACAUAAGUCAUAAAUAUCAAAUCAAAGGAUAUCAACAAGCUUUUGAUGCUUGACAAUA
Arachis stenosperma is the source of this 783-nucleotide messenger RNA. Its product is annotated as major allergen Pru ar 1-like. The coding region runs from base 113 to 595 and encodes 160 amino acids. Gene Ontology annotation, molecular function: abscisic acid binding; protein phosphatase inhibitor activity; signaling receptor activity. NCBI's taxonomy places the organism in Eukaryota, Viridiplantae, Streptophyta, Magnoliopsida, Fabales, Fabaceae. Gene Ontology annotation, cellular component: nucleus; cytoplasm. The record is from RefSeq and is a predicted model, not a curated record. Gene Ontology annotation, biological process: abscisic acid-activated signaling pathway; defense response. The transcript has 2 exons.